CUGUCUAUCGCAGCCUGCGCGUUUUACCCGUUUGCCAUCGAGGUAGGACAGUUUUGUCCCAACCGAAGCGCCCGUGUGCGUGCGUCAAAACUCGUGAUCGAAUGAAUUGCCAACGCAAUUGCUCGGCCAACAAAAUUCCAACCUUCCAGCUCGUUUCCGGCGGUGUUGAUUAUCCGAGAGAGCAGCUCAUUCGAUGUACGUUUCGGCGUGGUGCUAAACUGGUGGCCAAUACGAUUACGCUACGGGCAAGCAAGUGAAAGAAAGGCCGUGGCCGUGUAAUCAUAAGAAGAAGAAAAACCCCCCCGAAAAGAAAAAGGAAGCAGGAAAAAUUUGUUCGUGUGUUUGGGGCGUUAAUGUAAAGUUAUUGCGGUUGUGUUUGAAGUGUGAUAAAUGAAGUAGUUGUGCAAACGAUGCAAGCGAGAUAGCGAAUUAGGCAGUUUGGGGCGCGCGCGUGAACGAGAGAAGAGAGAGGGUGAGAGAAAGAAAGAGAGAGAAGAAGAAAAUGGCAAGGGCGAGUGAUUAAGAGUGCGUGUGUGCAUAAGAGAGAGAGAGAGAGAGAGAGAGAGCGAGAAAGCAAGAGAUAGAGAGAUAGCAGAGCGCGGCAAGCGGAACGGAGUAGGAAGUGAAGGAAAAAGAAGAGGCGGUAAAAGAUUCGGUUGGUGAUCGCGGCUCGCCCCAAAAGUACGUGUUGGAAAAGUGUGCUCCCCCUCCCUCGGUGAACCCCCGUGGCCACGCAUGGUCAGGGUUGGUGCAGAGUUGCUUUGGUGAAAAUGCUGCCGAGCUACCGUGCCCAGUGGAAAAUGUCUGCGGCUACCGUGGAUUGAAGGCCUGCUGCUGCUGCCAGUGUGCCUGCACGCAGAUUUGCGUCCGCCCUGCUGCUGUAAAAUGUACCUGUGCACGCGCCUCAGUUACAGUCGGAACGGGCAUGGCCGGUGGUGAAACGGUGGUGAAAAAACAGGAAAAUAGGCAAAUUGGUGUGAAUCUUCCCCCUCUCCAAUAGCAGGUGCGUGUGUGCGUGAGCGAACGGAGCUGAAGGUGACAGUGGCUGAAACAUUGAUUAACGGGCGUCGAGGUUGACUUCGGCUAGAAAGUGGGUUCACUGUCUUGUCAGGCAGUGUAUGGAGCAAAAAGAAAAGCGAAAAAAGCGGCCUAGUGCAAGUGUGGUUCUGGCUCAGCGAGAUUCGGUCCAGUAGUGCGGCAGGAGUUGCUGCUGGCUGCUACUGGUUGGGUUCCGUGCGCUUCAAUAUCCCACGUUGCGUUCGAAACCACCGACUUGAGGGUGCGAGGAGACGAACCCGACUCGGCAGAGGGCUGGUGGGCUGCCUGCUGCUAAAGGCGUUGGUGGUGGCCGUGCUGGUCGGCAGUGCUGUGACAGCGGCAGGGGGGUGACGGGGGCGAGUCUUGGAGGAGGAAAAUUCUGAGGAAAACAACGACCCGCAGUGCGUCUGCGCGCUUCCGAAUGAGUGAAAAGCGAUGAAGUGAACUGCCCUUCAGUGCCUGCCGCACACAACACAUGCAAUAAUACGCGCACACACACACACACGGGCACACACUCACAGCAUAGAAUCGUUCAUACCUAUACUCCCAAGCUGACACUAGCUGCCACACCGACACACUCACACACAUACACUCGCACAGACUAGCUAACGAGUGUCGGACAGCGCCUUUGCGCGAGGACGCAUCUCAGUGGUUCAAGGGAAGGGGCAGGAAGGCGGCAGGAUAUUCGAAACUUGAUUCAAUCGAUCGUUCAAUUCGAACAGUGCGUGUCGGCGAUGGCAGAGUGCUCCAGUGAAGCGGGUCGGCGCUAUCUUUCACCGCGCUACGUCGGAGGCGCUGCACGGUAGUGCGCUCGCGAGGGGCCGUGGCCGGAAAAUCCCGAGCGUUUCGAGGACCCGUGCGGACGGGUACGCGGUGGGCCCGCGGUACGCGCAGGUUGCCGCGGUGUUACUGACCGGUGCACGGACACCAGCCCGGAUCGGCCCUGGUGCAGUGGGGCGUGGAGUUUGUGUGUGCGUGUGUGGGCUUGUGCGGGGGAGGGGGGAGGAGUGCAGUUCCACGUGCGUGUGUGUCGACGGAUGAUGGAGCCGGGCGUAGCGGUCAUCCCAUCGCCUGCACUGUCGUCGUCGCUGUCGUCCGGACUGCUGUGAGCAUAUUGGGGCGGAUUGGCGUGUGUUUGCGGAACUAGGCGGAAGGAAUUAGCUAAUCACGCGGGGCGACCGCCGUCGUGCACGCCGCACGACCGUCCUCCGGCGACUACAAUUUCCGGUGGGCAGGUGCCGACGGAUGUCGCGUUUAUCGCCAGCGAGUGUCGAUGCAGCGAGGGGGCUCAAAACAGUGCCCCCUAGGUCACUCUUUUGAGGCAUGUCGUAAUGGCAAGGGAGGAGUCUCGUGGCAAGAGGCCUUUAAAAAUCUGGGACAGUUGGCGCAAUGUCCGUAAAGGUCUCGUAGUAGGUAGCUUCGAGGAGCUAAUAGUUAGAGGAAAAGAUAAAUUAGGAGUGCCAGCCUCCGAGCCCGUGCGAUUGGUGUUGGAAUGCGAUGGCACACAGGUGGAGGAUGGCGAGUAUUUCAGGACGUUAGCGAAUAAUACCGUUCUGCUUCUGCUGCGGCAAGGUGAACGUUGGUAUCCUACGGGUGUGGAUGUAAUUAAAGCUGCAAUAUCAGCAAUACCAAAGAUCGUUUGCGAAACUAUACAUGCAUUGGAGCUGCAGGAUGAAACACCCUCCUGGAAGAUUAUGGAUAACAAGGGUCGAGUCACAGUUGUGUUGCAUUGGGAUCAGCGGCAAGGCGGCGGCCAAGGGGGCGGCGGCGGAGGCGGCAGCAGUAGUAGCGGAGGCCCGGGCGGUUCCAGCAUCGGGCUAAGCAACGGUCCGACGUCGGACAAGUUUUCGCCGUCGAAGAAGAGCCUGUCGACGCAGAACUCGAUCGACAAGUCGUCCGUGUCGAGCCAGCCUCGCUUCCCCAGUCCGCAAAUUACCGUGAUCAACCACGAUGAUCCCCAGUCGCAGAUGUACCAUUCGGCCCGGCGGCUGUCCAAGCAGGGCGGCUCGUUCGACAGUGCGGUCGGGGCGGUGCACGUGCACACGCCCGAGUGUGCGCACCACGCGCACAUGCCUACGCGGGCCGGCAGCCCCGGCGCGACCGAGUGUGACUUUCACUGCUGCGCCCUGCACGAGGAGGGGCGCAAGAUUGCGGUGCACAAGAAUGUGGCCACCUCGCCCAUACAGGACGGCUCUGCCAGCCCGCAGCCGCCCCCGAGCAGCCUGUCGGACAGCCGGCGCACCUCCACGACCAAGGGGCACGUGCGCUUCCUGGACAUUGGGCCCGAGCGGGACAGCUCCGAGAGCGAAACGGAGAACACCGUGAUGGAGGACGAGACGGUGACGUCCGAAAAGUUUCUGCUGCUCAUCGACCAGCUGUCCGUCGACCAGAAGCGGCACCUCAGCAUCAAGGACAUCGGCAUCAUACUGGAGCGGCUGAGCUCGAAGAUACUCGACGUCGAGCGGUUGGAUCGCGAGAGCGAGUCCGACGAUUGCUACAACUGGACGAUCAAGGCGACGAUACGCGGGGACGCGCUGCGCGAGCUAGGUGUUAUUUACAAUGGAAACUAUUACGCAAUAUCAGAGCAUCCGGGCUACAAGGAGGAGAACGAGGAGAACGGCGAGGAUGCGGAGGAGGAGGACGAGGAUAGGUUAUAAAAUCCGCAACCUGGUUGCUUGAGCGGGGGCGGCUCGCGGUUGCAGAUAAGCCCUCUGUAAGCCACCGAAUGUUGGUCAAUGCGCCCUGUGUUGGCAGGCCGCGCACCACCUGGUGCCGGCGCGGUGCGCGCCAUUCCUAGUGAUUAUCUUUAUAUUUAGCCGCUAGUAGCAGCGCCACCCAUUUGCCGCACCACCUGGGUCACCUCUGGCCAGGGGAACCACUCCACCCCCCCCCUCCCUCCCUCCCUCCCUCCCUGCCCCCUCCCACGGAGGUAGUGCUAACUGUGCUAGGGCGGGCAAUUGUUUUGGAACGGGGUGGAAUUCAGGGAACGGAAACCCUAAUAUUAGCAUAUUAGCUAUGUUUGUGUGUAUGUGUGUGUGUAUGUGAGUGUGCACGUGUAUGCCGGAGAAUUUUGUACCCUUUGUUCGAGAGAGAGACCGAGUGCGCUACAGGAGGGAAGGGGAUUGUAGGCGGAAGCAGCAAUCACACGGACAGACAAACCACACCUCCUCACGCACACGUAGCAGCAAAACAAACCGAAAAGAAACACAUCCAACUACUGUGUAGCAUUUUGUACGGCGUACGAUUCAUCGUUCAGGAUCGGGCAGGCGAUCGGUUCCUCGAUCCGUAGUCGAUUAGCCAGUCAGUCGCAUAAAACGAGCUAGUUGAGAAGGGGGAGGGGGGACGGCAAACAAGUGCCAAAGGAGAAGUGACUCAUUCAUCACCCCAGUUCGGAAAGCCGGGUGAAACGAAGACACACACACACACGCUCAACAAUUGCAUCAAAUUGCUCCAGUUUAUCCACCAAGUGCAGUUCAAGCUAAAAUGCGCCAGCGAAUGACCUGACUAGGCGACAAAAAACACGAAAAAACUUGGUUAUUCUAGUUCAAAUAAAAAAAAAACAAAUAAUAAUUAAACCCCCUCCCUCUCCAUAAGGAAAAACAAACACGAACGACACACACACACACAAGACAACACAAAACUGGGCUAGCGCCAGAGUGAGAACUCGUUAAUAUAAAGUAAAACUCGAAUAAAAACCUUACAAUGAUAAACAAAGCAAAACAAAAGUAAAGUAAACGACGCACUGCACGCCAUAAUAGCCAAACUAUAAGGCAUCAAACAAAAACAAACUUAAACAAACAAAAAAAAAACAUGAACAUAAUAAAAAAACAACAACCGGCAUGAGUGUAGUAGAAAUGAGAACAAUGUUUUUAAAACGCUGCCAGUUACGAAAGUAAAUUAUAACGAACAAUAGUGACAAACAAAGAUGUCGAAUUGCAAACAAGUGGGAGAGAAAACAAAAAAUGGACGCGAAUAUCAAACACGAUAGACAUUCGUAUCGUUACAAGCAAGCAAAACAAAAAAAAGAAAAUAAAUGCCGAAGGUGGUGUUGUGCAGCAUAGCAAACGAAUAACAGAACACAUUCAAAUGUUAUAAUGAGCUGCAAUCACAAUACAAACGAAUUGGACUUAGAAAAGGUCAGGGUUGACGGAGGGACAAAAACAAAAAAAAUAAACCGCACAUCAUUGUAAUCAUUACCUAGAAAAGAAACUAACGAAAAAGUAUUACUAAGCUGUGGCGAUCGGAGGGGUGGUAGAGUAUAACAUAAAACGAAGCAAUUAAAUUAAAAGGAAGAAGCGAAAGAAAAACAGAACAAAAGUCAAACUUUAAAACUGGCACUGUGAAAGAGAAGAAAACUAAGACAUAAAGAAAAUCCACGAAUCAUACAAACGAAAUAUCGUAAACGGACGUCGUAUGGUCGGGUUAGCUUGUUAUUAAAAACAAACAAAAACCUACAAAAAGUAUAAAUCAUUGGAUUGGACUUGAACCGGGAGCGAUCGUGUAUCGAACACUUGUAGCUGAACGAAGACAUAAAAAAUAAAAUGAGGGUUAUAAAACCAGUGUGCGAAUGCAACAAGAGGACAAUUUCAAGCAAGUAGGGUAAACAGCCGUACUAGACUAGAUUUAUUUGUAAAGUAUAUAGGAAGUGCAAGUGGAAGCAGGAGUAACGGGAAACCAGAAUACUACUUGCACGAUGCCGUUAAAACACAUCUAAUUCGAUGAUAGAAUUUGAAUAAAUUUCAAAUAACCGCAACCCCAUACUAAGAACAGCUGGGCGUGAUUUAAUUUAAACAAAACACUUAGCAAUCGUAACCCGAUAGAGACGUGCUCGUUAGUGGCAAAAAAUACACUGACACACAGAAAAAGAAAACCGAAACCAAACAUGCAACCCUGAUUAGACAGGCAACGGCUGGAUCAGCUCACUAAACAGCGACACAAACACACAAAAGAUAGACACUUAAUAGUACGAAAACCUUUAAUUGCAAAAGUUUUUUGCCGAGAUAUGCAAGCGUAGAAGAGUCUCAGUUAAGCCAGUUGUUAUAAUGAGUGAAUACAGUUGAACAAACAUUGACAGCAGCAGAGGAAAAGAAACGCUACAGAGACAGAAGUGAGAAACAUAGACCGAAAAAAAAACAAAACAAAACAAAACAAAAAGUAAUAAUAAAUAAUAACAAAAC
Molecule: messenger RNA, 6215 nt
Organism: Anopheles gambiae (African malaria mosquito)
Lineage: Eukaryota; Metazoa; Arthropoda; Insecta; Diptera; Culicidae
Gene: Drep2
Exons: 4
Coding region: 2370-3695 (441 amino acids)
Biological process (GO): apoptotic process; regulation of apoptotic process
Source: RefSeq, a predicted model, not a curated record